CGGGCCUGCCGAUUGGAUGGGCUGAGAGAAGGACAGGGACGCGUCCCAAUGGGCGACAGCUCCUCCUGAGCUCGCCCUGCGGAGAGCCAAUCAGCGAGCGCGACGCCUGUGCCGGGCCGUCGGGAGCCGGGACUGGCAGCGGUGCGCGCCGCUGCCACGUCGGACGGAGCGGCCGGGCUCGGGGCGCUGGAUGGCGGCACGGUGAGAGCGGUGAGGCGGCAGCGAUGGCGGCGGGGCUGCUGCUGCUCGGCUCCGCCCUGCUGUGCGCGGCGCUGGGCUGCGCGGGCGCGGCGCUGAUUCCCCCCGCGCCCGACGUGAAGGUGGAGGUGCUGCACAAGCCUUUCCUCUGCCACCGGCGGACCAAGUGGGGGGACUUGAUGCUGGUUCACUACGAGGGCUUCUUGGAGAGGGACGGAUCCAUGUUUCACUCGACUCACAAGCACAACAAUGGCCAACCUAUGUGGUUUACACUUGGCAUAAGGGAAGCUCUGAAAGGCUGGGACAGAGGGUUGAAGGACAUGUGUGUGGGAGAGAAACGGAAGCUGACCAUUCCACCAGCCCUUGCUUAUGGAAAAGAAGGGAAAGGAAAAAUUCCACCUGAGAGCACAUUGAUUUUCAACAUUGACCUUCUAGAAAUUAGAAAUGGACCAAGGUCUCAUGAGUCAUUCCAAGAGAUGGAUCUUAAUGAUGACUGGAAACUAUCCAAGCAAGAGGUGAAAAUUUACUUGAAGAAAGAGUUUGAAAAGCAUGGAGCAGUGGUAAAUGACACCCAGCAUGAUGCUUUGGUUGAAGACAUAUUUGAUAAGGAGGAUGAAGACAGUGACGGGUUUAUAUCUGCAAGGGAAUUCACGUACAAGCAUGAUGAGCUGUAGCAAGAAAAGAGUGGCAUAAUUUUUUUGGACACAAAUAGCAGUGACUUAGACUGUCUGGUUCUCCUGUCAUCUUAAUUCUGUGCUUUGGAAGUGACAAUUGCUGUUGGCAAAGAAACACUUUGUUUAUAUAAAAGAGAAUUUCAGUUCGUUAUGUACAAAUCUUUUAAACUGUUUUAAAGUGUGAAAAUGUUCCUCCUCGUAUACAGUGAAGACUUGCACAUCAGUGUUUUUAAAGUUUUGUAUUAAAUUAUUUUUCUGAAAUGAAACAAACUUUCCAUUUAUCAUUCAUUAUGAAUAUCAAAAAUCCAGUUCAGUGACUUUCUGUAAUUUGUUUGUGUGCCAAGAUCACUUUCAGCAGCUACCUUACGUAUUACUUGUAGUCUGUGGCUUGAUUACUUGACCUUCCUUCUUGAGUGUCACUGCUUAAAAAGCAGUUUGCUGACCUUGGGGUUUUUUUCUGCAGAUUUUCAAAAGAUGUAGUAGAAGGCAUCAGCAUCUCUGUAUGGCUGAGAAACUGAUACAAAGCUGAAUGAGAAGAAUGAUUAUCAUGUGCUGAUUUUGCCCUUCUAAAGGGAGAGUGUUACCACCCAUGCCAAUAAUUUUCUGCAUUUUUCAUUAAAUUUUGUGAACAAAGCAGCAGUUAAAUGUCAGACUUUCACUUCUACUGCCAGCAACAUUCUAGGAAACAUCUGUAAUUUUGAAAGCAGCAAGUUGUGCUGCAGUGCA
This is a messenger RNA of Camarhynchus parvulus, 1598 nucleotides long. RefSeq names its product FKBP prolyl isomerase 14 (gene FKBP14). Bases 225 to 872 code for a protein of 215 amino acids. The record is from RefSeq and is a predicted model, not a curated record. Gene Ontology annotation, molecular function: peptidyl-prolyl cis-trans isomerase activity; calcium ion binding. The transcript has 4 exons. Lineage: Eukaryota; Metazoa; Chordata; Aves; Passeriformes; Thraupidae.